AUGGCUCCUCUCAUCCUGCACAAUGUCCCCGACGAUGAGUGCUAUGUAGGCGACGAUGGCAUCAAGCGACCAUAUGCCAUGUACUUUGGCCAAAACGACGCGCACACUGGUACAUCUCGAUCAAGGCGUAACGUCGCUGAGACGGGAUCAUUUGGCAAAUCCACCCGACGAUCUCGGUCGCGAACAGGCACGCCGGCUCGAAGUCGCGAGAAUCCCACCCUCGCAGCCGCCGAUAAGCUCUUUGGGGAUUGGGUGUCGAACCAGGCCGCCGCCCCUGUUUCCAAUAACCAGCGCAAGAGCAGUGGUUUGAUGCAGGACGAUGUUCCUCCUCAACGAGUCGUCAAGUCACACCCCGUCGAGCUUAUCCUUCGCGGCUACCGUUCGUCGACGCAGCAAUACGCCGCCAUUUCCCAUUACGAGGACCUCGCCGGUGCCAUUCUCGAAGACUACCCUCGCGACCCCCCAGCUUCGCAAAGACGAUACAAGUCUGAGCUACGAGACCCAGCCUUUACGCGCCGACGGAACCUAACCGCCGACGAACGGGCUCUUGUCAACCGCGCUGAUGGCGGCGAACACUGGGUCAAGGUGACGUUUGAAAGCACCGAGGCGGCCAACGCAGCCUUCUAUGCGAGCCCUCAGAGCAUUCUGGGCUACUUUGUCUACGCCGAACCAUACAGAGGUAUGCCUCCUGCCAAGGAUGAAGCGUGUCCCGAUGUCGACAGCAUCAUGGACAACGAGUUUGAGCGUGCUCAAAGCAUGCCAGCGGCCGUCGGCACGCCUCGCCGAAAGAGCACCAGCAACAACCUGCCUCCCAUGCUCCACAGCCGAUUGAUGGACAUGUCGCCAUCAGAAUCAAAAACGUCCAGCCAGACCCUCGACACGGCUACACUAACACCCUCACACACCUCCUCCGCCACCAUGCAAGACGCACCAGGUGUAAGCUCCGGCAUUGAACCCAUGGAGAUUCAGGGAGAAGAUAGCAUCUUCUGCCGCCGAAUCCCCACCGCUCGUCGCGCUCGACUUCUUCCCGCCGAGCAAGCACUCCUGCCCCAGCAAUCCGUCAUGCAACGCUUCGUCAACGCUGUCCCGUUUAUUAAGUGGUUUAGCGGCAGCAUGAUUGGCAACGAGGUACCGCGGACGGAAACAGGAGAAUUCGACUGGGGACGCGCCAGUUUGUACUGGAAGAUUAUUUGGUGGCUAGAUUCUACGUUUGGCCUGUUCAAGGGCGAUGUCUACAGCAUUGAUAAGGACGACUAG
Pochonia chlamydosporia 170 is the source of this 1257-nucleotide messenger RNA. RefSeq lists its product as hypothetical. The coding region runs from base 1 to 1257 and encodes 418 amino acids. The record is from RefSeq and is a predicted model, not a curated record. The transcript has 2 exons. NCBI's taxonomy places the organism in Eukaryota, Fungi, Ascomycota, Sordariomycetes, Hypocreales, Clavicipitaceae.